This is a messenger RNA of Arachis stenosperma, 2056 nucleotides long. Its product is annotated as GATA transcription factor 8-like. The coding region runs from base 467 to 1693 and encodes 408 amino acids. Gene Ontology annotation, cellular component: nucleus. Gene Ontology annotation, molecular function: zinc ion binding; sequence-specific DNA binding. NCBI's taxonomy places the organism in Eukaryota, Viridiplantae, Streptophyta, Magnoliopsida, Fabales, Fabaceae. The record is from RefSeq and is a predicted model, not a curated record. The transcript has 2 exons. Gene Ontology annotation, biological process: positive regulation of DNA-templated transcription.
AUUAUAUUUAGAAAGGAGAGGAGAUGAGAAACAUUCAAAAUACCGAAAUUUUCUUUAUCUUCAAAUUUAUUACUUCAAGGAUAAAAUGAACACGAAAUUGUACCUGUUUUAUGUUCCGGGCGGGACCAGCUGUCGCUAACAUGCACCAAGAGUUAUUUACACUUAAAACAUUUUCCCAUUGUGAUAAAAUUUGAAAAAAAAAAAAAGGAAACAUGUCAAAAAAUUUAAAACCUUUUCCAAUAUUACGAUUUGGUCCACCCAAUUAUUUAUAUAUAUUACAUGUGAAGUUUAUUUUUAAUUUUUAUUGUGUAUAACGUUAUGUGAAUAAUUAAUUACUAAAUAAGUAUAGAUUUUGUUGCAAAAUUUUGAAUAAUAAAAGUAUUUAGUGGAAAAGAGUAUUGCUAACGUGCGCAGGGGGUUCCUCUAAGAUGGACACAUAGCAUUGGGCCUUUCAUGGGUCCCCGGCAUGGUCGCUACUACAAAUAACGGAUUCCGAAACCAUUCACAUUUCAUUCAUUCACCAAAACAAAACAAACUACUCAUAACUUCUUUGCUUCUUUUCCCUUCUCAUUUUCUUACACUUACACCGCAACAUUUUCUCCUCUCUUUUUCUCGUUUCAAUUUUCUCAGGAAAAUCACAGACAAAAUGAUUGAGCCAAACUUCGUCGACGACGUAGACUGCGGCAGCUUCUUCGACCACAUUGACGACCUCCUCGACUUCCCCGCCGACGACGCUGCCACCGCCGACGCCUCCUUGCCCGUCGCUGCCGCCUGCGCCGGAAACAUUGAAACGCCGGCGAGCUUCUGGUCUUCCGAGUCCAACAGCGGUCUGCCGGCCACAGAUACAGCCUUUCCCCGCGGUGACGCCGUGACGGACCUCUCGGCAGAGAUUUCCGUUCCGUAUGAAGACAUUGUGCAGUUGGAAUGGUUAUCCACUUUUGUGGAGGACUCUUUCUCCGGUAGGAGCCUUACCAUGAAGAAGGUGGAGCUCCCCACCACCAUCACCACAAUCAAGGAGGAUUUGACUCGUUCACAAUUCCGGACAUCAAGUCCAGUUUCUGUCCUAGAGAGCAGCAGCUCUUGCUCCAGGGAGAAGGUUGUGGCUCAAUGCCCGGAGAUUUAUAUCCCAGUGGUGCCUUGUGGACGUGCGCGAAGCAAGCGGCAGCGCCCGUCGAGCUUCAAGGCACAUCCGGUGAUGCAACUCAUCUCCCCUGCUUCCUCUGUUGGUGAGAACACACAGCCUAAUGUCAUUCUUAAGGCUUCUUCAGAUUCUGAGAAUUUCGCGGAGUCUCAUCCUGCAAUCAAGUUAGCAAAGCAAGCUUCUGGAGAGCACAAGAAGAAAAAGAAAACCAAAGCACCUAAUCCUUUAUCUGAAGAUGAUGAUCAUGAUACUAACCAGAAUAGUGCGGCAGCUAGGAAAUGCAUGCACUGUGAGAUAACCAAGACACCACAGUGGAGGGCAGGGCCAAUGGGGCCAAAAACACUCUGCAAUGCCUGUGGUGUUCGCUACAAGUCGGGCCGCCUCUUCCCCGAAUACCGGCCUGCUGCCAGUCCAACGUUCUGCCCUGCCGUGCACUCCAAUUCACACAAGAAGGUCCUUGAAAUGAGAAACAAAUUUGGCUUCUCAACUGAUUCAGCUGCUUCUCCUGAACUCAUUCCAAACACUUCAAGACUUGGAUUGGAAUACAUGUGAUAGGGGCCAAUGAUUCGAGUUGGACAAUUUCUAUCUCAAUAUAUCUUUAUUUACAAUCAUGAUUUCAGUUAUUUUCUUAUUAGUAUUAUUUCUUAGUUAAUUGGAUUUUUGUACAGUGCUGGAAUGGGGGGUUUAUAGGAGCCAUAGUUGAUGAUGAUGACGAUAAUCAUAAUUUAGCUAUUAGAAGAGGAUUAAUAUGAGAACUGAAGAAAAAGGGUAGAGUAUUUGCAAGUAAAGGUUAGAGUUUUUAGUCUAGUAGUUGUAGUAAUCAAUAGGCAUUGGAAUCCCCCAGUUGUAGCGUUAUACUUUUAUUCAUUUCAUUUUUGUUUUUGGUUUCUGUUUCUAAUAUAUCUCUUCUACCAA